Molecule: messenger RNA, 2586 nt
Organism: Prunus armeniaca (apricot)
Lineage: Eukaryota; Viridiplantae; Streptophyta; Magnoliopsida; Rosales; Rosaceae
Source: the annotation of a GenBank genome assembly
AUGGAAAUGGCUUUUACUGCACAGCUGCUUCUGCUGUCCUCAUUGUUUCUACAACCAGUUCUAGUGCUUUCCCAAACUAAUGGUAGCAUAGCAGUUGGUGGUUCUCUUACUGCAACUGCAGAAGGAAACUCCUCCUCAUCAUGGCUUUCUCCAUCUGGUGAUUUUGCCUUUGGAUUUCGGCCACUUGGAAACAAUGAUCUUUUCUUGCUUUCAAUAUGGUAUGCCAAAAUACCAGACAGAACCAUAGUUUGGUAUGCAAAUAAUAAGCCUGCAGUUGCACCUGCUGCACCUCUGGGAUCAACUGUGAAUUUGACUGCUCACAGUGGACUAGUGCUCACAAGUCCUCAAGGCAAAGAGUUAUGGAAAUCUGAAACCAUAGUUGGUGUUGUUGCCAAUGGGGUUUUCAAUGAUACCGGCAACUUUGUUCUUGAAGAUGACAGUUCAAAGAAGUUGUGGGAGUCUUUCAAGAAUCCUACUGAUACUAUAUUGCCAGGACAGAUAAUUGAAACAGGAGGAAGCCUUGCUUCUCGACAAUCGGAGACUAACUAUUCCAAAGGACGGUUCCAGCUACGGUUGCAGCAAGACGGGAACCUUGUGCUCAACUCCAUAAACUUCACAACAGCGUCUACUAACACACCGUAUUAUGGAAGCGCCACUACCACAGGGACAGUGCCAGGAAGUGAAGGUAAACAGUUGGUUUUCAAUGACUCAGGCUACUUGUAUGUCCUGAGAGAGAAUGGUGGAAAAUACACUCUCACAUGGGGAAAUAGGGUCUCAGCAAUGGCCUAUUAUACUAGAGCAACUCUCAACUUUGAUGGGGUUUUUGCUCAGUAUGUUCACCCAAAGACUUUUUCUGGCAAUGCAAGCUGGGAACCUCUUUGGUCACUGCCAGAAAAUAUUUGCCUGGAUAUUGAUGCUGAUUCAGGUCCUGGGGUUUGUGGGUUCAACAGUAUCUGCGCACUCAGUGCAGCAGAUAAGAGGCCAAAAUGUGAAUGCCCAAGAGGGUUCUCUUUGCUUGAUCCAAAUGACCUAUAUGGAAGCUGCAAACCCGAUUUCAUACAAAGCUGUGAAGAAAAAGAAGAAGAGCAUCUAUAUGAUGUUCAGAUGCUAACAAAUACUGAUUGGUUAACCUCAGAGUAUUCGCGUUUGGAGGAAUUUACUGCAGACAACUGCAGUGAGUCCUGUAUUCAAGAUUGUUUAUGUGGUGUUGCUAUUUACAGCAAUCAAACCUGUUGGAAAAAGGAGUUGCCCCUCUCAAAUGGGAGAGUGGAUAGCGGUCUACGUGCAACGACCUUCAUCAAAUUCAGGAAGGACAAUUCAACUCUACCAGUCCCUCCAUCGCCAAGUCCAGAUGAUAAGAAGAAUAACAAGACCACCUUCACGGCAGGGAAAGGGUCUGGGCCUUCAAUAAAGGCUAGCCUGCAGAAGACAAAAAUAGGGGAAGCAAUCGUCAAGCUCCGGGCACCGGUGUGGUGCCGGCCGAAGGCUCUCCGAUGCUUAAGUCAGCUAAGAAGGGGAAGUGAAAGUUGGAGGUGCUUGGCACCUCGGAAGAGUGUCUUCCUUCGGCAGGAGAGAAGGCGUGUCUACCUUGGUGCUAGUUGUUUUGAGACUGGAUAUGCUCGGUUGAUUAUGAAGAAACAGGUCAGGAUUAUGCAAAGUGGUUUGAACAUAAGUUUGCGUCCUUUCAGUUACCAAGAGCUUCAGGAAGCUACAAAUGGAUUCACGGAAGAAUUAGGAAGGGGUUCUUUUGGGGUAGUUUACAAAGGAAUAAUACAAAAUGGUUCUCAAGUCCAAGUGGCAGUGAAGAAGCUACACUGCGUGAUACAAGAUGGUGAAAAGGAAUUCAAGACAGAAGUGAAUGUAAUUGGGAAGACACAUCACAAGAAUCUGGUACGUCUGCUUGGAUAUUGUGAUGAGGGACAACAACGUUUACUAGUAUAUGAACUCUUGAGCAAUGGCACAUUAGCAAGCUUCCUUUUUGCUGAUGUCAAACCAAGUUGGGGGCAACGAAUCGAAAUUGCUUAUGGAAUUGCCAAAGGACUUGAGUACUUGCAUGAAGAGUGCAGCACCCCAAUCAUCCAUUGCGAUAUAAAGCCUCAGAACAUACUUCUUGACGAUUAUUACACUGCCCGGAUCGCUGAUUUUGGAUUGGCAAAGCUUUUGAUGAUGAAUCAGAGCCACACUCAUACUGCCAUCCGAGGAACAAAAGGGUAUGUUGCACCCGAGUGGUUUAGGAACAUGCCAAUCACUACCAAAGUUGAUGUGUAUAGCUUUGGUGUUGUACUACUAGAGAUCAUCUGCUGUAGGAGAAGCGUCGAUGUGGGAAAUAGCUGCGAAGGGAAAGCGAUUUUAACCAAUUGGGUUUAUGAUUGCUACCAAGAAGGAAAAAUAGAUGCUGUUCUAGAUCACGAAACUGAGGCUUUGCAUGAUAAAAAGAAUCUGGAAAAGAGUGUGAUGGUUGCUAUUUCGUGCAUCCAAGAAGACCCGGCUCUUCGGCCGACUAUGAGGAAGGUUGUGCAGAUGCUUGAAGGAGUAGUGGAAGUGCAUGCUCCACCAUGUCCUUCCUCAUACACCAGAGCAGCCUGA